GCCCCGCUAUUUCCCCUCCAGCCGCCGCUAAACAACCAGCGCAGGGGGAGCGAUACAGUCUACGAUUGGCUGAGACCAUAUACCAUCAACGGGGCCCUGAAGGGAUAGACUUUAGCGCAGUCAGGUUUUCUCUUUAGUGAGAGCUUAUGGCGGGCGAUGCCCAGAAGGACAAAACAUUCAGCAUCCCCAUUCAAUACCCGACAAUCUCCAUCCACGUUCGCAUCUGCAUCAAUCACAAUCCACCAGCACAGCACACCACAGCUGCCUCGCAUAGCGGUCGCCACAAUGCAUCAUGGCCAACGAUGAGCGAGAAAACAGCCAGAGCCCAAAGGCUCAGGCUCCCAGCCCAAGCCCGAGUCCAAGCGGCACCAGGGACGGGUCGCGUCCACAGACGGCCCAUCGCGUCUCACACACCGGCAGCGAUGAUCUCGAGGCCACUGAGACAUCAGAGAUGACUGACGAUACAGCCGCCGACACGUCGCAGGCCCAGCCAACAAACCCAACCACAGCGACAUCUCCACACGACAUUGCGAUAACCGUUGAUGAUACGCACGCAAAAUCUCAGACCCGGAUAAUUCCCCAGAGCACCAGCAAUCCCCCCACAAGCCACGAAGACUCGAUGCUGCAUUUGCCUGGCCACUCUGCCCCUGAAACUAGCUACUUCGACCCUAUUUCCGUCGAUGUCACACGAGGACAUGACGACUCCUUGACUGAGGAGGACGUUAGACGCCACCUGAGAGACGUGGAGUCUAGCUUCUUGCCCGCCUUGUCACCCAUUCCAACAGCAUCCACGAACCAGGAGGGCGGCGUCGACGACACGUACCAAUUCGACUCCCCGACAAAAAAGCCUGCGCCUGCUCCCCAACCUUUACAGCGACAUCAGGAAGAAGAGGAGGAUCACGAUGUAACUGUCGCGAGCACGAAUACUUCCGGCUUUGAGAACUUUUCAUCACCGACUGCUGCUGCAACACGAAGAACUAUUUCGCGCGCCGUUAGCAUGGCGAGUCAGCCUGACAAUCGCAACACAAGCUACGACGAGAGCGAAAAGGACGACACGGAACAAGAGAGCUCACAGGUAUCCAGCGCUGGUGAUAACGAGGCCCCUUUAUCGAGAACACAUUCCUUGUCCGAAAAAGUCGAUGCGGGCAGCACCCCUGGUCAAUCGCUUCGAAGCCGACGACCAAAAUAUCUGCGCAGUCGUUUUGGAAGCCAGCGAUCGUCGACAUCCUCAUUUGCUACGAACCCCGAGUCUCACGAAGGCAGUGACAUGACCGUUGGUCUUGGUACCGAUUACGCUUUACAAUCUGGCGGUGCAGUCCCCGCCAUUGGAUUGCUACGAAAUCCCAGCAAUCCGAUGCUACGAUCCAUCAGCAUAGGGAGCAUGGGCAGUGUUGGAUCGGCAUUCGGCGCUGAGGAUUACACAGAUACUUCUUUACCGCAACUCGAACCGCUGCACGAAGUCGAUAGUCCAGAACGACAGCGACAGGAUUUGCUAGAGACACCGAAGCCCUCUAAGGAAGGGUUCACCACAGCGCCUACUGAUACGGUCAUCGCGCGGCAUGUUAGAAACGUCCAGGUACCCGAGUCUCUGCCCAAGGAGUACAAGUACAAGGGUGGACUUGAAACACCCCGGAAACAUUCCUCAAUCACCAUGGGUUCCGUCAACACCGCCCGAUCGGGCAAGAACUUGACGCUCAAAGAACAGAGCAGCACAAUUGAGAGGCUGUCAAAGGAGAACUUCGAUCUCAAGCUCAAAGUUAUGUUCUUGAGCGAUCGUCUUGACAAGCUGUCGGAAGAGGGUAUCAAGGAAAUGAUCUCGGAGAAUGUCGACCUUAAGACUGGUCUUGCGGUACUCCAACGUGACAACAAGGUUUUGCGGAGGCGGGUCAAAGAAUUGGAGAAGCAAGUCCGAGAUGAGGGAGAGCGUCCAAGCACAGCGCACAGUGGUGCAUCAUCGACAGACCAAACGGCCCGAAUGGGAGAUGAAGAGCGAGAGGAAGAGCUCAUCUUUUUGCGGGAGCGGGUUGAGGAGUAUGCCACUGAGAUUGAGCGCCUACGGUCCGAAAGUUUAACCAAGGAGAAUGAGCGACGAAAGUUUGCGGAUAUCGUCAGAUCUCUUGGCGAGCGAAAUAGCGGAAAUAUGGAGCGAGAAGAAGAGGCCGAUGUGUGGAAGGACCUUCUGGAGCAAGAGACUGCGCGCAGAGAACAAGCCGAUGACGAGAAUAAGAGACUACGGGAGGAGGUGUUCAAGCUAAAGCAAGACAUGUCUAGCCUGACUAGCGGGGGAGGCUUGCACCACACGACAAACAUUUACAACAUCACAAAGAAACAUCGCGACGGCAAUGUAUCGCCAGGUCGACCUGUCUCUGGCCUCUCAGGCGAUAUGGAGGGUUCAAAUGGCAAUUUCAGUGCAGCGACCACACUCGUUGAUGAACUACGUCGCGAGAGUGAGCAGCUGCGUCAUGAGAAUGCCGAAUUAAGACGCGAGGUUGGUGCGCAGACAUCCAUGCUGACUUCGAGGAACCGCGAAAAGGAGCGCCUCUACCAGGAGAUUGAGGAUCUCAAGAUGGCUCAGCGACGAGGUCGGCCUGCCCCAUCAACAAUUGACAGUCUUCUCGAGCGAUCGGCUUCACAGGUUGGUGGUAUGGAGAGGCCACAAUCGCGGGGUAGCAUGAAGACACGGACGCAGAUUGAGGAGGAAGCCGACCGUGAAGAACUCGAGAACAAGAUGAACGAGAUGCGCGACAAACUCAGCGAGGUCAAGCUGCAGAAUCAAGAGUUGCAGCGCGAGCUUGAGAUUUGCAUGGAGGACUUUGAGGCUGCUAUCGGCGACAAGCGACAGGCUGAAGAAGCAGCGAUGACUCUGCAGGAGGACCUCAACAAUGCGAUGAAUGAUCUUGUUGCUCUGCAAUCCGAACGUGACGAAGCUCUUCGUGAGCAGAACGAGAUGGAGAGUGAAUUUGAAGCGCUACGGAAGGAGGCUCAAGAGGAGAUUGACGCGUUGGAAUCUGAGGCCGAUCAGCAAGCCGAGGAGAUGCAACGAGUACAAGCAGAUCUACAGGACCGCUCAGAAAACUUUGACGCUUUGCAGGAAGAGAUGCGCAAGAUGAGCGAAGCCUUGAUACGACUUGAAGACGACCAGGAGAACAAAUUGCGACGCAUCCAACAGCUCGAGCAGGAACUGGACUCGUCGAACAAGGAACUUGAAGAGCUAGAGCAGAAGCUCAUGGAGGCGAAUGACAAGAACCAGCGACUUUCUGUACAGCAAGAGUCGUCACAAGGAGAGAUUGCAUUCCUAAGAGAAGAGCAAGAGACCGACAAGAUACGCAUCGGCGAUCUCGAAGCUGCGAUGGCCAAUGCCGAACAAAGCAUCCGCGAAGAAAAGGAACGAGUCAAGGAACUGGAGAACCGUCUCCAACAAGAGAGACACCAGCGAGAAAUUGUGGCGGACCAGGAGAAGGAGGAGGUUCAGCAGUUUGUCAACGAGCUCAACCGGGAAGCGUCAGCGGCCAAGGAUGAGGCUCGUCGUCUGCGUAAGAACUUGACGUCGAGGGAGGUUGAGGCGACGGAGUGGAAGGAGAGGUUGAUGGAGCUUGAGAAUAAUCUUCGUGAAGCUCUCGGUGACCUCAACGGUACCCGCUCUUCGCUCCUCAAGUCUAUCGCCAAGUUACAGCGGGAGCUUGAGAAUACGAUCCGCGAUCUGGAUGCCAGCAAGGCGGCGCUGGUGGAGAAGGAUCGUAUCAUCAAAAUGCGCGAUUCACUACUUGAGUCUCAUGCGCUUGAGAGUCGCAAACUUGCAGAGUUACUCGACAAGGAGCGCAUUGCCCACCGCAACACAAAAUCGCAGUACGACACGUUCCAGAAGUCUCAUCAGCACCUUACCCGUACUGCAAGCAGUCAGGAUGUUCGCAUCGCUGAGCUCGAGACGAACAAGAGUCAGGAUCGCAGGAGGAUCGCACAGCUUGAGCAGUCGAUGCGCGAUCAGCUACAAGAGCGCAAUGAACUACUCCUCCAGCUUUGGCACAAGCUCAGUAAAUUGUGCGGAAGGGAAUGGGUCCACGGCAACUCCCUCAUCGACCGCCAAGUCCUCCCCUCAAUCGAAGUCAUCGCCAACCGCCUCCCCAGCUUCACCAAGAACCUCAUGGCCGCCGUCAAAGCCAUCGAGAACAUGAUUGGCUCCUUCGAGGUGCGCAUCAAAUCCGUCGAGCGCGACCUCCACAGGGAGUAUCAGACCCUUGAGUCCAACCUCGAAGUGCGCACCAAGAAACUGGACCGUCUCGAAACCAUGGUUAGAAACUCGGUCGCUUCAGGAUCUCUAAGCCACGACGCACGGUACUCCCGCCUCGAAGAAGCAUACCGCCAGCUCAAAGUCGAAAACGCCACGCUCCGGACCGCAAACGACGUACGCGCGAGGGCUUCAUACUCUAGCACCGAAUUAGUUCCUCACUCACCUUCACCAUCCGUCCCCCGCGGCCCUAACGACCAACGCACAAGCCGUUCUAAAUCCCGCUCAACCAUUACGCGCGCACACACCACCACCGCACUACCAGGUUCUUCAGCAGGUGGUCUAGGACUCCGCGACAUGGCUGCGCUAAGCGAGGAGAACAACGGCGCAGCGAACGAUAACAGGUGGUUGUUUAGACUGCGGGACAUGGAGUAUAAGCUCAAGAUGGAGCGGGAGGGACGGAACCAGGAUAGACAUGCUGCGAGGCAGAGGCUGGGGGGGUUGGAGAUGGAGAAUAGGGACUUGAAGGAGAGGAUGAAGAGGGCGCUGGGGGACCUGGAUUAAAAAAGCGUGGGAUGGGUAUGUUGAUUAUUAGCAUAGAUGGGAGCUAGGUGUUGAUUACAUGUGUAUAACUGGACUGCAUAGCUUAAGUACAGGUAUUCUUUUUUGUUGGUGUUGGGGAAUAUAUUUGGGUAUUAUGAUCAUUGGUGGAUGGUGAUGGUGAUUUUAGUUACCGGUUGAGUGAGGUGUGCUGUAGUGGGGCAUCAGUAAUGUGAGUUAUUGGGGGACACUUGUGAGGAGAGAAACGAAGGACCUUCUAUGUAAGUAAUGAAGACUUAGGUAAACUAAGGUAAGUAUAUCUUGUCAAGACUUGGGACCACCUUAUUUGUAACCUGAUUUAAUGUCAAAAGUCUUCUCAA
Messenger RNA from Fusarium verticillioides 7600, 5145 nucleotides. RefSeq lists its product as hypothetical. The record is from RefSeq and is a predicted model, not a curated record. The transcript has 2 exons. Lineage: Eukaryota; Fungi; Ascomycota; Sordariomycetes; Hypocreales; Nectriaceae. Gene Ontology annotation, cellular component: microtubule organizing center. The coding region runs from base 293 to 4789 and encodes 1498 amino acids.